This is a messenger RNA of Physella acuta, 6540 nucleotides long. RefSeq names its product G-protein coupled receptor GRL101. Gene Ontology annotation, cellular component: plasma membrane; nucleosome. Gene Ontology annotation, molecular function: protein binding; DNA binding; G protein-coupled peptide receptor activity. The record is from RefSeq and is a predicted model, not a curated record. Lineage: Eukaryota; Metazoa; Mollusca; Gastropoda; Physidae. Gene Ontology annotation, biological process: adenylate cyclase-activating G protein-coupled receptor signaling pathway; nucleosome assembly; hormone-mediated signaling pathway.
AUGGCCCAAGAACCCGAGGCCGCGUAUGAAGAGGAAGAAGAAGACGCCGAGGACGAGGAAGAUGACGAAGAGCAAGAGGCCGCCCGCCAUGGAAAGGAAGGGACCUCGUCGGACCCCAAGCCCGAGGCGGAGCACCGGGGCGUGUGCGAUAAAAUCAUCCUGGAAGCUAUCCGGAACAUCAACUCUCCCGACGGCGUGACGUUCGGGGUGCUGAAGACGCACCUCCUCAACGAUGAAACUCUGAGCGACAUCCACCCGAGGGACAUAGAAGCCAGCAUCAAGAAGGCGAUCAGCAAAGGGGUCGAGCGCGGCUACAUCGUCCGAGUCAAGCGGACCCUGCGUUUCCGGUUGAAGGGUUCCAUCGGGGAUAUUCUCCGCAAGCAUAGAAAAAGAAGAAGCCAGAGCCGUCCCAGAAAGCGCCAUCGGAGCAAAAGAAGAAGCAGAAGCAGAAGCCGGAGCCGGCGAAGGAGAAGCCGGUCGGACGGUCGACGGCGUAAAAGUGUUAUUUUCACACCGAAUCUUUCCAAGGCCACAGUCAACAAGGCCGAUAAUGCCCCCCAUAAGGACAAUCGUUUUGCCACAGUCAACAAGGCCGACAACUCCCCCAUAAGGAUCCCCUGCAGCGACCCGGAUGCGUUCCACUGUGACGUCAUGGGCCAGGAGUGCGUGCCCCUGUCCCGCAAGUGUGACGACACGCCCGACUGCACCAACAGAACAGACGAGAGUGUGGAAACCUGUGGCUGUUUGCCCACGGAGUUCCAGUGUAACAAAACCACAUGCAUAGACAAGAUGCAACGGUGUGAUAGACGGGCUGAUUGUGAUAACGAAAGCGAUGAAAUGAACUGCGAGACUUACGUGUGUCCCCCUGUGACCCACAUCAAGUGCGAUAACUUUUUUUGUAUCCCGAGGAUCAAGCAGUGUGACUUUGUGGAUGAUUGUGGUGAUGGUUCAGACGAGGCGUUGUGUGACAGGGUCAAGUGUGUUGGGACCUUCACGUGCAACAACUCGCAGUGUGUCACUGUAGGCAGUCGCUGUGACGGCAUCAUGGACUGCUACGAUGGGAGUGACGAGGACGAUCGAUGCAAAAACACCACCGCCUUCGGUUUGUUUCGAUGUCCAAACGGACUCUUCAUUGAGGACAAGCACUGGUGUGACGGCUGGGUUGAUUGCUACGGGACCCACUUUGAUGAAAUAAAUUGUGACUACUGCACAGACGAGGAACAUUUCCGAUGCCCUAACAAACAGUGUAUCCCUAAAGUACGGCUCUGUGAUGGUACUUGUGAUUGUGUUUCUUGCGCUGAUGAAAACAAUUGUGGCGUUGACUACCGGGGGUGUGACAGUGAAAAGAAUUUCAUCUGUCGGAACUCUUUUGAUUUCCCAGAGAAAUGUGUAUCUAGAGAUCUCCUGUGUGACAACGGGAAUGAGUGCCGAGACUCUGGAAGAGGCGCGGACGAGGCUUUCUGCUUACCCAAAAACGUUACAGAUUGUUCGGUUCUUGACCCAGAUUCAGAGUUUUUCUACUGUGAUGAAAGGUGUAUUCUAUCGAAAUAUGUUUGUGAUGGGUAUGCUGAUUGCAACAACGCCGUUGACGAACAGGAUUGCCCUAACAAAAACAUAAAGUGUGCUCAAAAUGAGUUUCCGUGCGGGAACGGAGAUUGUAUUCCUAUGCACCAAAGAUGUGAUGGGAUAUUGGACUGCCAUAGCUGGGCUGACGAGAAGGAUUGCAGUAAAUAUGAAUGCCCAGCCAACACAAAGCGGUGCAAAAGUGGGGAGUGCAUCAACGCAAAUUAUUGGUGUGACUAUUACAGGGAUUGUCCUGAUGGCAGUGAUGAAAUUGAAAGUAUUGAAAACCAAUGUGUCAGAAGUUCUGAGCCAUGCAAAGAGAAUGAGUUUAGGUGUGAUAAUGGUCAAUGCAUAAGUUCAGAUUACAUCUGCUUCAACACCAACACAAGAAAUGGCUGUGCUGAUAAAACACACAUCAUCAACUGCACCACCCAUGAGUGUGGUCCUAAUCAGUUCAAGUGUCGCAGGAGCUUCUGUAUUGAAACGCACAGAGUCUGUGAUGGAGUUAUUGACUGUGGGCAAGCUAACUGGGAUGAAGCAACCUGCGAAUACUCUUGCCCUAGUCAUUCCAAAGUGUGCAAGUGUUUUGGAGAAGAGAUGAACUGUGAAAACAGGAGUUUGACCCUGAUGCCAGCGCAAAGUCCACACAUUUUAGAUCACUUGACUAAGCUGCACCUCAGUGGUAACAAACUGAACUUGACAAGUUCACUUUUCUCUGAGAAAUACUAUGAUAAAGUGACAUACCUGGACAUAAGUAAGAAUCAACUGACAGAAAUCCCAGUGGCUGCCUUUGAAAAUAUGUGGAAGCUCACCUACUUAGAUAUCCGCAACAAUAAUCUCAAGGUGCUCCGGAAUGGCAGUUUUCUAGGUCUGACUAACCUGAAACAACUGCAUGUUAAUGGUAACAAAAUAGAAGCCAUUGAGGAAGAAACUUUUACUUCUCUGUCCAGGCUGAUGGCUCUGGAUCUGAGUGGUCAAAAGCUUACCUUCAUAUACAAACACAUGUUCAAGGGACUGAGAAAAGUAACAACUCUGAACAUAUCCAACAACUUGAUCAAAUACAUUGAGGAAGGUGCAUUUAGCAGCCUGAUUAAUGUUGUACAUAUUGAUAUGAGUCACAACAUGAUCAAAGACAUUGGCAAGAGGACUUUCGUUGGUUUACCAAGGCUACAGUUCUUGAACACAGACAGCUUCAAGCUCUGCUGCCUGGCUCAAGGGGAGAUAGACUGCACACCAAAGAAGGAUGAGUUCUCCUCCUGUGAAAACCUCAUGUCCAACCAUGUCUUGAAAGUCAGCAUCUGGGUCCUGGGCGUCAUCGCCAUUGUGGGCAAUCUGAUGGUCAUUGUGUGGAGAGUGCGGGACUUCCGUGGGGGAAAGGUUCAUUCCUUCCUAAUAACAAACCUGGCUAUUGGAGACUUCCUGAUGGGGAUCUACCUGCUGAUCAUUGCUGCCGCUGAUGCUUACUUCAAUGGUGUGUACAUCACCUAUGAUGAGGAGUGGAGGCAGAGUAGCUUGUGCCAGUUUGCUGGCUUUGUUUCAACAUUCUCUAGUGAGCUCUCGGUACUUACACUGACCACAAUCACCCUGGACCGCCUGUUUUGUAUCUUGUUCCCCCUGAGAAGGUCAAGGCUGGGCCUGAAACAGGCUGUGGUUGUCAUGAGCUUCAUGUGGUUCCUGGUGUUCUGGCUGGCUGUUCUACCUCUCAUGGGCUUCACAUAUUUUGAGAAUUUCUAUGGCCGAUCUGGUGUUUGUUUGGCUCUUCAUGUGACCCCCGACCACCGGCCUGGCUGGGAGUAUUCAGUUGGGGUGUUCCUAGCUUUAAACCUGGUCUCUUUCUUGCUCAUUGCUUCGUCCUAUCUAUGGAUGUUCUAUGUAGCCAAAAAGACACGCAGUGCUGUAAGGACUGCUGAGAGCAAGAAUGACAGUGCCAUGGCACGACGGAUGACACUGAUUGUCAUGACAGAUUUCUGUUGCUGGGUGCCUAUCAUUGUCUUGGGACUGGUCUCUCUUGCUGGCACCAAGACAGACGACCAAGUGUAUGCAUGGAUCGCAGUGUUCGUGUUACCUCUGAAUUCAGCCACCAAUCCAGUCAUAUACACCUUGUCUACUGCCCCAUUUCUCGGAAACGUCAGGAAACGAGCAAAUAGGUUCCGGAAGUCUUUCAUUCAGUCUUUUACUACGGAAACAAAACACAGCUAUGUAGACGAUGGCUCUUCACAUUGUUACUGUGAGAAGAAAUCUCCCUACCGGCAACUGGAACUAAUCCGACUUCGCAGCCUCAACACGUCGCCACCAACGUAUUACAAUUCAGACCUCCACAGUGAUUCCUAAACUACUAAACGUUUCCAGGAAAUAAAAUAAUGGAUUUAUCAAUCAUUCAUAAAAAUCAAGCUCAAAAUGUAUUGAGAAAAUCUCCAAAGAGCAUCUUCAUAAACUACCAAUGUUUCAUUAUAAAAAAAAAACCAAUCAGAAUUAUUUGUAAAUCGGGCUCAAAAUCUAUUGGAUGAAUCAGUUACGAGGUUGAAUGGACUAGCGUUUUAUGCUUGUUUCUGUGUACUGAAGAGUGUCACAUACUGACGGAAAUAAAUUACAGCAGGUGCUGUUGCCUAAAAUGUAAAAUAUUCCGGAACUCUUCAGAUAACAUAUUCAUGAGAGAACUCCUCAAUGUUGAUCUUCCUAACUCAUAAGGGAUCAUAUUCGAUGUCUUGUUUUCAUAGGCAUCAUAAUGUUCAUUCACUAACUUUAAAAGUUGAAUUAAUAUAUUAACAGUAUAUUAUGAUGUGUACUAGUCUUUAAAAGAUUGUAUGUUAACUUUUGUUUUAUUCACCUUUAUUAAAACGACAAGUGCUAACCACUUGAUAAUUAUCUUAAUUAUGUCAUCUUUAAUGUUAAAUUUAAUAUCAAUAUGAUGAAUUAAGAAUUUAGUAUUAAUAUAGUUUUUAUAAUAUCAUUAAAAAAACUUGCAGAAUAUUUUUCACAUUUUGUGUAUAUGGCUUCAUAGAGGCGUGUGAGAAUUUAUAGAUUAUUUGCCAGAUUUCAUGUUGUGCUAUUAAGGCUGUUAAAGUCCUGGCCAAAUUUAUGACUAGAUAUUUUUGCCAGGUUGUUAUGCAAGAAGGGUUGUAGUAGGAGGCCAGAUUUCUGCUUAAUUUUAGAUCAAGAUUCUGUUGCUGCCAAAAUCUGGGCCCGGCUAUUGUGCCAGAAAGGUUCAUCAAGUAAGUGACCAGAAUUCUGCAACCAGAUUUUAUGGAUGUUUUAGAAAAGGGAAUUGACAGUUUUGACAAGCUUUAAUUGUAAUAAUUCUCUAGCACUCAGUUCAUUUGAAUAUCUCAGAUUCAUCAUUACAAAUAAGGGAGCCAUUAGAGAAUAAAAGAAAGUUUAGAUCUUUGUUUAUUGCUGGGUUUUUUUUUAUUCACUAAUGCUUGUACUGAUGUUAAAAUUAAGCAGAAAUUAAAUGUAGUAACAAAAUCACCAAUGGACUAUAGAAGAUUUUUAAAAUUAUAGAUUUUUGGCCUAUUAUGUAUGAUAAUUUUAUCGAGAAUAUAUUUUCAUAAUGGGACAGCAAGGCUUAACGGUACAACCGAAAGUCUUGAGUUCGAGUGUAUGUUUAAGGCAGUAAAAACAUCCCAGCGCAUGGACCGUAAGGUUUGAAAAAGGGAACUUUAGUAUUCAUUUUUUUUUAAAAUUAUAAAUAAAUAUACAUCUGAAUAACAUAUUCUUUUUGUUUAUAAAUAACUUGUAUUCAAUCUUAAACCAAGUCUGCUCAUAAUUGUAAAUCUGUUUUGCUGAAUGCCACUAAGGUGUCUUUUUGUUUUUACAACUACACUUCAAUCUUAAACAGAGCAUCAUAUAAACACUGUUAGCUGAGCUGGUCAUGCUUCAAUAAAUUAUUAUUUUAAAUUGCUUCAAAAGAAGUAUUUAAAUUAAUUAAUAUUAAAAUAUAAGAUAUGAAUAAUAGCCAAAAUAAAUGUGUAGCAUAACUAUAGCUGUAAAAAAUGUAUAAAAUCUUUAAAAGAAAAUUUUAAUGGAUAUUUUUUUUUCUUGUUUUGGUAAAUAAGAAAUAAAUACAUUUUUUAUAUCACUACUAAAGAACUACAUGUUACGGGUAUACGUUAUUUUAUACAAUGAAAAGUACAUACCAAAUCCCUUUAGAUGCGUGACAGUUUCCUGAAUGGAGAGCCCCUAAAUGCUACAAAAUUUCUUAAGACUGACUUUCAUUUAAAAUAUAAUUUACUUUAAUUUACAGCUAUGGAGAGAAUUUGGUUUUAUAAACCUGUACCCUUAACUAUGAUGCUAUGCUUACCUAAGAAUUAUGUUUGUCAUACUGAUGAUUUUAUUAUCAUUCAAAUUUUUUGUUAAUUUCAAGCACAAAUAAACACUGAAUUCAACUUUUUUUUUUCAGUUAUUGUUUAAGUACCAAAAGAAAAAUUCCUUGUUAUCUGAAAAUGAAUAUAUUUAACCUAUAAAGACACAUAGUCAAGCCAAGCCAAUCAAAUUUUGUAUAACACUAACACACAGUUGAAUUUUUUUUCCAACUUAACAAAACUCUAGUGGGUUGGCCUUAUCUAUAAGGUAGAAGAUUAUCAAUAAAGUAUAAAAUUCAGUUACAUAAAAAACAUGCACUGUACAACAUUAUCUAAAAUUUUGUAAUAUGUUAACAAUUUUAAAUGCUAACAGUUUUUGACAAUCAAUACAUUAUGCUGGUCUGAUCAAUUUUUUCAAUUAAUAAAUGUGAGUGAAUGAAAAUCCAUUAUUUCAAGGAGGUAAAUGGCCCACUGCUGUAUUACUCUAUAUUAUGACCUUGUUAUUCAUAUUUUUAAAAUUUUAAACUUUCUCUUAUUUGAAAUAAAAUAUGAAAUGGACCUUACUGCAUCGAUAUCUUACUUGUGAUGUUAUUGGUAACAUCACAACAUCUACAUUAAUCGAAUUAUAUGAAUUUUCAUUGUAUAUAUGGAUGUGUAAAUACUUCGUGAUUUAUAA